Momordica charantia (bitter melon) is the source of this 2804-nucleotide messenger RNA. Its product is annotated as protein ENHANCED DISEASE RESISTANCE 2. The record is from RefSeq and is a predicted model, not a curated record. Lineage: Eukaryota; Viridiplantae; Streptophyta; Magnoliopsida; Cucurbitales; Cucurbitaceae. Gene Ontology annotation, molecular function: lipid binding.
AGAGAAAUUAGAAGAAGAGGAACUUCUCCGAAGAAUUCCGCACUGAGAAUUUUUCGCCAUUGAUUCUCUGGUUCCCUCCGUCGGAAUCAGAGGGUCAAUUCAUCCUCAAUCUCCCGUUCUGUGCAAUUUCUCCUCGUUUGCGCUUAAUCCUGACACAUUCUUUCUCUGAGAUCGUUCCAUUUCUCUGCUUUUCGGCCGUUGGUCCUUUUUUUGGGGGAUUUUUCUUUUGCCUUGAAACGUACUCCAUUCGCCAUUGUUAUCACAAUGCUUUGAGGAUCAUUUGCCCCCGAAUUGGUGAGCGGGUCCACUUGAUCCUUCUCUAAUGGGUGCUCCAACAAAUGACGGGAAAAUGGAAGGUUGGCUGUAUCUCAUCCGGUCUAACCGGUUCGGGCUGCAGUACUCGCAGAAGCGAUACUUCGUUCUCCAAGACGACUGUCUCAAGAGCUUUAAAUCCGUUCCUGUUUCUGGAACAGAGGAACCAUAUAGAAGUGCAGUAAUCGACUCCUAUAUUCGAGUUGCGGAUAAUGGGAGAGAGAGUAUUCAUAGAAAAGUAUUCUUCAUCUUCACACUGUAUAAUACCGUCAAUCAAAAUGAUCAACUCAAGUUGGGAGCAAGCAGCCCAGAAGAUGCAGCAAGAUGGAUCCGCUCACUGGUUGAAACUACAAUGAAGGUCUGUCCGGAUCCAGCAAGGAAUUUUAGGGAUCGCUGCAAGAGACAGUGUCCAUCUUUAAGAUUUCGAGGGUCAAAACGAGUGGAUUGUAAGUCUUCAAUAGACUGGACUGUCUAUUCCUCUGUACAAAUGGAAGCAAUGACAUCUGACGUUAUAGCACCUUCCCCAUGGAAAAUUUUUGGUUGUCGGAAUGGGCUACGGCUUUUCAAAGAAUCAAAAGAUAACGAUUCCCAUCGGAGGCAAUGGGGUGAUCAUCCUGCUAUAAUGGCAGUUGGUGUUGUUUGUGGAACUUCUGAGGAAAUUUUUCGGACUCUUAUGUCUCUUGGUCCAUCAAGAGCAGAAUGGGACUUCUGCUUCUUCCGUGGAAGUUUGGUUGAACACCUUGAUGGUCAUACGGAUAUCGUACACAUGCAACUAUAUCGUGAUUGGCUACCUUGGGGGAUGAAAAAAAGAGAUUUUCUUUUACGUCGCUAUUGGAGAAGAGAAGAUGAUGGCACAUAUGUGGUACUAUAUCAUUCUGUGUUUCACAUGAAGUUUCCACCACAGAAAGGCUACGUCCGUGCUUGCCUUAAAAGUGGAGGAUAUGUUGUAACUCCAAUUAACCAAGGUAAGCAUUCGCUAGUAAAACACAUGCUUGCAGUUGAUUGGAAGUUCUGGAAACUGUAUCUGCGCCCGUCAUCUGCAAGAGCUAUUACUAUCCGGAUGCUAGAGAGACUUGCAGCACUUAGAGAACUAUUUAGUGCUAAGGUUGGUGAUUCUUCUUCUGAGUUCUCAUCAUCUAGUAGAGACCUAAUGAAUUUUGAGUUGCCCCCGAGUGUAUUGGCCGAGAUAAAGACAGAAAUACAAUCUCCUGAAGAAAUGAGGAAAAUCAAGGAGGCGUUUUCAAAAGAGAAUGAAGUGGAAAAGCCACGUGCUAGUUUGAUUGGACUAAACGAUGCUGUGGACGAGUUCUAUGAUGUUCCUGAACCUGCAGAAUUGGAUCAUUAUGAGAAUGAAUGGACACCUGAGGUGACUUUGCAACAGCAAUCUUCGAAUACUUCCCAGACCAAACUAUCAACAGCAGCUGUUUUUGUGAAGAAGUUACAUGAUCUUGCUGUUCAGAAGAAGGGUUACGCAGAAAUACCUGAGUUGGCUAGAGAAGAACCUGUGUUAUCCUCCUACGGAUCCACCCUUCCAAAAGAUACAAAUUGUUCUUCUCCCUGCAGUUGGGCAACAUCAGAUCCUUCUUUGUUUCUAAUACGUGGACAAAACUAUUUGAAGGACAACCAGAAGAUUAAAGCAAAUGGCACGUUGAUGCAAAUGGUUGGUGCAGACUGGCUAAGGUCAGACCGACGAGAAGAUGAUCUUAGCAGGCGUCCGGGUGGUAUUGUUCAGAAAUAUGCAGAACGGGGCGGUCCGGAAUUCUUCUUUGUUGUCAAUAUACAAGUUCCCGGAACAACCAUGUACACCUUGGCAUUGUAUUACAUGAUGAGGACUCCUCUUGAGAGCAGUCCCUUGCUCAAAAGUUUUGUCGAAGGAGAUGAUACCUUUAGGAAUUCGAGAUUUAAGCUCAUACCUUACAUUUCUCAGGGAUCAUGGAUAGUCAAGCAAAGUGUUGGAAAGAAAGCGUGCUUGCUCGGUCAUGCCCUUGAAGUACAUUAUUUUCGUGGGAAUAACUAUAUGGAGGUUGAAAUUGAUGUUGGGUCUUCAACAGUGGCAAGGGGGGUGGUCAACCUUGUUCUUGGUUAUUUGAACAAUUUGGUCAUAGAAAUGGCAUUUGUAAUCCAGGGAAACACGCAAGAGGAGCUACCCGAAAUCCUUCUCGGAACAUGUCGACUCAAUCAUUUGGAUGCAGCUAAAUCAAUCCUGGUAAAGCCAUGAAAUACCUGCCUGAGAAAGUUCAAAUAUUGGACUCCUUUUUUGUUCCCCAACAAUAUCCAAGAACCUUUAGUUGACUUGAUCCAGAAGAGGGUGCCCAAAGAAAAGAGAUUUACAUUUUUUUUUUUUUCUCUCUGAUCAACAUUGUAUAGAAUAGAAGCUCUCAUUUUCUAUCCAACUGAAUUCUCUCAGCUCAAUUGUAAAGAGCCCUUCUAGUUGACGGCCAAAUGAAAAAAUUAAAAAGAAAAAAGGAAGAAAAGAAAAAGAUUCCAAGUUA